Molecule: messenger RNA, 1030 nt
Organism: Daucus carota subsp. sativus
Lineage: Eukaryota; Viridiplantae; Streptophyta; Magnoliopsida; Apiales; Apiaceae
Product: transcription factor MYB3
Exons: 3
Coding region: 159-818 (219 amino acids)
Source: RefSeq, a predicted model, not a curated record
UAUAAAUAUAGAUGUCUAUUUAAAUAUACUUUUCUCUUCCAUUUUCUCCAUCUCUAUCCAAAUCAGAUAAACUCUAUAGCUCUCCACGAACCCUACGCCGCUUCGAUACUAAAUUUUCAUCGUGACAAUUAUAUUACAUGGUUGAUGAAAUAUAAAAAAUGAGAAAACCAUCUCGUGUGAGAAGACUGACAAGUAACAAAGCUGGAGCCUGGUCCGAGGAGAAAUUACAGAGUAAGAUGGUUGUGGCAGAAGAGGCAGGCCAAAACGGAAAAGGCUGGAGCCACUCAUCAUCUCAUCAGCCCCCUGGCGAACCUGGCAGCAAAAAAAGCUGCAGACUAAGGUCGAUGAGAAAUGAUACAAGGCCAGAGCUGGAGAGGGAAAACUUUGGCGAAGAUGAAGAAGACCUCAUCAUCAAGCUUCACGCGCUCCUGGGAAAUAGGUGGUCGUUGAUUGCUGGAAGGUUGCCCGGUCGAACUGAUAAGGAAGUGGAAAACUACUGGAAUUCGCACCUGAAGGGAGAGCUUGUAAGCUCGGGAAUAGAUCCAGAUAACCAUCGUAUACAUCACACUCUUCCGCGCAGUAAAAAUAAAAAUCAAAUUCCGGUGAUUAGUAGUUCUGAUGAUAGCAGCACCUGUGCAACUUCUGCAGUUUCUAAACCUCUCAAAUAUCAAGAUCAAAGUUAUAAGAUGCAUCAUCUCUCAAAUGGCACUGAUAAUUUAGAGUUAUCUUUUACUUGUGAUACGAAAGCGCCAGAUCUAUGCGCUGAGCUCCCGAUAAUCAAUCUUAAACCCCAUGCAGGUCCCCAGGAAAAGAAAUGAAUUUGAAUUAACUGCAUCAUCUAUAUUAAUGGAUCCAAUCUAGUAGUAUAUAAUAUGAUUAUAUAUAUAUAUAAUCCAUUAGCUGGUAAAUCACUGCACAGGUUCGAACAAUUUGUUCGGACUCUGUUAGUAUAAUUUGCAAAAAACUCUACUUGUAUUUGCUUCGGUUUCACAGAUUUGAUUUUACUAGCUUUUUUCUGACAUUAUGCUGA